UUGAAGAGGGGGGAGCUGAAGAAUCAAACACACUGUCAAUGUCACACCAAAGUCAUAUUUCCAUUCAAGUGGUUCAAAUAAACGACUUCCUUAAAACUUGAAAUACGGGUAUCCAGUCCCCUGGUGGUUUCUUUCAAGAAGUAACAAUUUGUAGCAACUGUAAAAGUUGUUCCAAAUCGAAAUUUCGAAGCGUGUUUGAAAUUUCUUUGCCUUUGGAAAUUUAUUUAUAUAAUGGCUACCACAGGCGUGGACUAUCCUGAUUUCUCGCUUGUUUUCAAAGCUUUCCAUCUGAAAGAAAAUGCUCCAAAUGGAAUGAUUUGCCGUUGCGGGCUUGAUAAAGAGGAUACUGUUUUAUUUGAAGACGAAGAGAGAGAUGAUAUUUGCUAUUGGUAUGAUUUUACGAGAUAUUCUUUUCAAAUCGAAACUGUAAUGGUACCAACAUGUGAUGAUGAUAUUUCAUCAAUUGAAAAGUUGAAAAUGAUUUUUCGCGAUAUGUCAACUUACAAGAGAUUGGUUUGGUGUGGUCGCCUUCUAAUUGAAUUCCACGAAGAAAACCAAUGCAGUCGGUAUUUAUCGUCUGCUCUAAAGUUUUAUUUAAGAGCGAUUGAAAUUUACAAAAAGACUCGCCAUCUUUUAAAUAUCCAUCCUGAUGAUAUUAAAAUUAAAGAAGUUUUAAGGCUUUCAUCUAAAUUUCGCGUUCACCAUAGUGUAUUUCUCGAACUUUUGACAUUGUUUAGCACAGAUGUAUAUUAUUACAGAGCGAUUCCGUUUUUCCAUGAUGUUAGAUUGUUAGAAGAUAUAUUUAGAGCUGCAAACGAACUUAAAAUAGAUAUAUUGGUAUUAAUGAAAAAAUUAGACAGCGGAUACUACUACAAUUUAUUUACUUGUUUUGUUCAUAAAAACAUUGAAGCUUUUAUUCCAUUAAUCAAAUUUGGAAAGACUGAGUGCAUAUCUAUAGAGAGUGGUAAAUAUUUGCUGUCAUCAUUGCGCGGUGUGUCUGAGUCAAUAACAGUGAACAGUGACUAUGUAUAUAACUCUGCAACAUUCCGAGCACUGCAAACUCUGCUUUUGUUUUUUCAAUUAAAUUCCACAGACUCUAAACCAACUACAGGACCUUACGCACUGAAGUUAUUGUGGAAUAGUAUAACAGAACCAUUUCUGCGUCAGGAGGAGUUUAAAAAGAGUGUAAAAGCAAUCCAACCAUUUGAUCGAACAACUGCAGCAUGGGAUUGGUAUGCAAGUCAGGUGCUGGAGAACGUCAUCUCACCCAGAGGACCAAGAUCUCUGGCCCAUCUUUCAAGGUGCUCAGUUCGUCGGCAACUGGCGACGUGCCUUCAGCUGCCGUGUGGUGUAGACCAGCUUCAUGUUCCGAAGAUUCUAAAGGAUUAUAUUCUCUUGAAACAUUGAAAGCCUUUUACCAGUUCAGAGCUGAAAAAGCUGUAUAAUUUCGAUGAAUAAAUUUCAUUCUAAUAAAUAAA
Molecule: messenger RNA, 1478 nt
Organism: Parasteatoda tepidariorum (common house spider)
Lineage: Eukaryota; Metazoa; Arthropoda; Arachnida; Araneae; Theridiidae
Biological process (GO): intracellular signal transduction
Source: RefSeq, a predicted model, not a curated record